This is a messenger RNA of Fukomys damarensis (Damara mole-rat), 1732 nucleotides long. RefSeq lists its product as uncharacterized. The record is from RefSeq and is a predicted model, not a curated record. The transcript has 6 exons. The coding region runs from base 1050 to 1730 and encodes 226 amino acids. NCBI's taxonomy places the organism in Eukaryota, Metazoa, Chordata, Mammalia, Rodentia, Bathyergidae.
UGACCACUUUCCGGAAGCUGUAAUUCACCUUCCAACAGAUGCAGAGCUGCUGAUACUUUGUGAUGAGCUCCAGGACGGUCCCAGGCGUAGACGGUGAGCAGCUCCAGAGCGUAUUUGGGGGGCAGAGAACCCUCUGACUUCAUUCUCUGUUCACACUGAGGAAAGAGUGGGGACAUCAGAUGGCCUCAGUAAGGGUGGUGAGAGAGGAAGAAGUGAUCCUGCGCUUGGUGUCAUCAUGACAGACUCAGAAUCGACCUCAUGUGCGAGGCAGCCCCAGACCACCUGAGCUUGGGCCGAUUUCCGGGAGACAGCGCCGGCUCUGCCCACUGAGAGCUCGUAGGGGGCGGGACAUCCGGUCACCUGACCCCCGUCCACCCUUUAGAACCGGUAGGUUUGGAUUCCUGCGGAGUUCUUGGGCCAGGAUGAGGGCAGAAUAAGCCACAGACAGCAGCUUUGAUGGUAGCGGGUAGCGAACGCCUGACCCAAAUAAAUGGGGCUGGCGCUGGGAACUGUACAAAGUAGAUCUACAGGGUUGAAAGUCUGCUGGAUUGUGGCGAGCGCUUCCUGGGAGGUGCGGUAACCCGAGGGCCGCACCUGUGUAUACCAGUAUUUCACCAGGCGAAUCAAAUCCUUCAGCUUGGUGGGCCGGGAGAGAAUGAAGUAGCACUGGAGCUCCGUAAAACAGGAAGAAGACGAUGGUGCCGUCCGAGUUGCCUCUCAAGACUGUCUUCCUGCCAUAGGAGCCACCCUACCGGCAACAGAGGGGCAGAUGGGGGACUUGACUCUUUCCGCUCACAGGGGACUCCAGAAGGGUCCCGCCCAGGGCUCAGCAGCGCGUUGUUGCUCAGCCUGCCCGGGCCUCCCAGCCCUGGACUCACCGUGGCCACCCCCAGCACGUGGGGGAAGCUGUCCACCCACAGGAAGAUGCAGAGGCAUCCACCGCUAUCUGGGUCAGCCUCUCACAGUCCUCGUAGGGCCUCAGCUGCUCUUCGAUAAACUCGUCCAGCUGCUGAGCGGGGACGGAGGACACGUGGGACCCUCAGUUCUCCAUGUCCCUGUCCAGGCCGGGUCGCUGGCUGGUGGCUGCGCUUGGGAACCGUCCCUCAAGUUCCGGACAACUGCUCUGUCCGUCCAAGGCUGCAGUUUCCCACUUCUGUCUCCAGAGCCCAGGAAAGGCAGAGUUCAGCGGCCUCUGCUCCGCCUACAGGAGGGAUCCUCCGAGGAAACUGAAACCCAAUUCAAGGAUCUGCUGCCCCGCCGCCCACAGCCACCUGACUGCCCCAGCCCUGACCCUGACCCUGACCCAGAUGAGAGCCGAGGGCCCAGCGCCGGGUCCGGACCCUUUCUCUGCUCUGCCACCCCGGGGACACAGAGUCGUACCAGUGCUUGACCAGCGGGGCCGAGCUCAGAAAGCGAGUAUAUUUCGACCCAGGGAAGUUUCUACCCCUGCACUGUCUUUAGCAAACCCAGAACUGAAGAGAUACUCAGAUUUGUGUGUACUUGGUUCAGCACCUUUCCCUUGGUGGCUGGAGAAGAGACAGGCACGGAGUAAGGAAGACCGGUCCGUGGCAGGCCAAGGAGGAGGACCCUUGGAGCCUGUCAUCUCCCUGGCCCCAGUGACUGGCUGUGACCCAAGCCACAAUCCUGACUUCUUUUUGGAGUUUAGGAAAAGUCCGGUUUCUGGAUGCUUAGGACCACCUAUGGGAAGGGCCUGUCUAAGACACAAAUAAAU